Molecule: messenger RNA, 1269 nt
Organism: Phaedon cochleariae (mustard beetle)
Lineage: Eukaryota; Metazoa; Arthropoda; Insecta; Coleoptera; Chrysomelidae
Source: the annotation of a GenBank genome assembly
UUUCCAGAAGAAAUUUUUCGAAAUAAUUCAGGAUCAUGCCGCCAAAAGCCGAUCCAGAAACGCUUGCUUUGAGGAAGGAGCUAGAAGACCUAUACAAAAAGCUACAGGAGGAACAAAAGAAACAACAGGACACCACCUUCGAGCAGGCCUUGGAAGGGGUGGCGGCCGCCCCGCGGGUCAAGCUGAGCACCAAGAAGCAGAUGAAGGGCCACCUGAACAAGGUGAACUCUGUGCAUUACAGCGGAGACGGCCGCCACUGCGUCACCGGCUCCUUGGACGGCAAGCUCAUAAUCUGGGACACCUACACCGGCAACAAGAUGCAGAUCAUCCCGCUGCGGUCAGCGUGGGUGAUGAGCGUAGCUUUCUCCAAUUCGGGAAAUUACGUUGCUUGCGGAGGAAUGGACAAUAUGUGCACAGUAUAUGACUUGAACAACAGAGAUUCUAAUGGUGUUGCCAAAAUGGUAAGGGAGUUAGCAGGAUAUGAUGGUUUCCUCAGUUCAUGCCGUUUCACUAGCGACAAAUCUAUCAUUACAGGAUCAGGAGACAUGAAAAUUUGUAAAUGGGACUUGGAGAGUGGCAGAAAAACUUCCGAUUUUAUAGCUCACAAUGGCGACGUAGUUUCAAUUAGUUUAGCUCCGGAUGGCAAUACAUUUGUGACUGGGAGUGUUGAUAAAACUUGUCGGUUAUGGGAUAUGCGAGAAGAAAAGCCAAAACAGACGUUUUUCGGACACGAAGCAGAUGUCAAUUCUGUUUGUUAUCAUCCAAGUGGUUAUUGUUUUGCAACUGGUUCAGAAGAUAAGUCUGCAAGACUUUUCGAUAUAAGAAGUGACCAGGAAUUGGCAACUUUCAAACCACCAUCUCCCAAUAGUGCGUUCACGUCCUGUGCAUUGUCAAUUAGUGGAAGGAUACUUCUGUGUGGAUCUGAUGACAAUAAUGUUCAUAUGUGGGAUAUAUUGAAGAAUCAACAUAAUGGUACUUUAUCAGGGCAUGAAAACCGUGUAACCUCACUUUCAGUAGCAAGCAAUGGAUUGGCAGUUGCUACAUGCAGUUGGGACCAAACAGUACGAGUUUGGGGUUGAUAUUUUUCAAGGGUAUUCACUGAGAAAAGAAAAUAUAUGUUUUACUGUAUUGUCUGCUCUACUAGAAGACACAGAGUUUCUUUCAAUGUUCAAGAAUUGUGUUUUGCCAUGUACUAUAUCUAUUUAGCAGUAUUGUGUAUGAAUGUUAUAUGGAAUUGUGAAAAUAUGAAUAAAAAUACUGUAAAAGUUA